Molecule: messenger RNA, 1044 nt
Organism: Symbiodinium pilosum
Lineage: Eukaryota; Dinophyceae; Suessiales; Symbiodiniaceae
Source: the annotation of a GenBank genome assembly
AUGGUACUACGCUUACAGGCGAACCAGCGCCUGUUCGAAGAUUGUCCCGAGUGUCUUCGGGCCUUCUCUUCUGUCAUGGAUGCCAACUUGAGUUUGUUCAAGACAGCAAUCGUUGGAGACGCUUGGGGAGACCUGGCUGUGCCUCUCAUUCAAGCCAAUCCGGCCGUCGCGCUCCUCUUCGUGGGCUCGCAGCUGACAUUGGUCUUCGGGGUGUUGAACGGCAUCGUUGCAGUGGUGGUGGAGGCUUUCGCAGAGGCUCGCACCCACGAUGUCUUGGUGAUAGCUGAUGAGAUGGAGAAAGACUUUGAGAAAGAUGCGGGGCUACUGUUGAGGAGGUUUACUGUGAAUUACCGGCAGCAGGAUACAAAGCUCCUGCAAAAGCUCUUUGCACGGCUGGACAAGGACAGCAACGGAAGGCUGACAAUGGAAGAGCUACGCCAGGGCAUGAAGGGAGACUCGGAGUUCCAGAGCCUCCUUCGGGUGAUGGACAUGUGCGAGGCUGACCUGGAGCAGCUUUUUGAGAUGUUUGAUGUCGAUGGCUCUGGGUCUAUCGAUGCGGCGGAGUUUGUUGGCCCCCUGCGCAACUGGGCACACGACUCUAAGACGGUACCGCGACUUCUGAAGGACAGCCUGCUCAGGGCCCUGGAGCAGCAGGAGGAGCUUUACGACUACACAUCGAGGCAAUUUGAGGCUUUGAAGGGGCAGAUGGAUAUCCUCACAGCCGCCGUUGAACGUGAGUCAGGCUCGAGUUCAGAGCAUCCCAAGAACUUAGAGGCCUUGUUAUCAGCCGCCCAGGUGAGACGCCAGCAUUUAGAGGCCAAGACGGAGGGAACUAUCAACUCAGAAAGACCAGGGCCAGGAAAAGGUCUCAGGGCACUUGGGCAGAGGUUGGCUAAGAGAGGAAAGGUCACUUGUCAGCUCCAAGCCAUGUAUUUCAGCAAUGUCUCGAGGGGGAGCGAGCCAAAGAGCAGUUUCCCAGCACAGGACGCGGCAGAGGAUGAGGGGCACGGGUCCAAUGAUGACAGAGUUGCCCUGAGCUUCUAG